AUGACCAUCACACAUAUAACCUCUACGUCGCAGCUUGACGGAAUCUUGUCGAAGGGGGACAAGCUCUCCGUCAUCGACUUUCACGCAACUUGGUGUGGUCCAUGCCAUAUGAUCGCCCCCCACUUUGAGGCCCUGAGCAAGCAGUACACUGGAGUCAACUUUCUGAAGUGCGAUGUCGACGCUGCUCGGGAUGUCGCAAGCCGCUAUGCUGUCUCUGCCAUGCCUACAUUCAUCUUCCUGAAGGGCUCGAAGAAGGUGGAUCAGGUCCGUGGGGCCGACAAAGCUGGGAUUGAACGUGCUCUCCGCACACACGCAGGCUCGUCCGGAUCAUCCGACUCGUCAACUUCUGCCUUCUCCGGGAAGGGACAAACGCUCGGUGGUGGGAGCUCCAACUCGACCAGCGCGCCUGCCAUGCCCGACGUGAGCAACGUCAGCCCGCAAGUCAAGAUACUUGCAGCGCUCGUCGGAGCAUACUUCUUUUUCCUGUGGAUCAGUGGCUGA
Molecule: messenger RNA, 501 nt
Organism: Peniophora sp. CBMAI 1063
Lineage: Eukaryota; Fungi; Basidiomycota; Agaricomycetes; Russulales; Peniophoraceae
Source: the annotation of a GenBank genome assembly